UCCCGGGCUAAACAAAACGGAAACGGUGCAGGCCGGAAUCACUCAUUUGCUGGUUGGAACUCGUAGCGGUCGCACCAAUAACUAAAAUUUUUCCUCUGAUAACGACCAGACGCGUCUUCAAGUGUUUUGUGACCUAUAAAAACCACGAUAAGAGACUAUUGGGUAAACAUGACCGCCAAUGGAAAUGGAGCAGGUGACAUGCUGGGUCCCGGCAUCGAGCUCGUUGCCCAACAGAAGCUACAGCCAGAGGCCAUAAUUUAUUCCCGCCUGCAAAAACUGGGAGCCUUUUACAGGGAACAGUUUGGUGCCGAGCCUGACUUCUUUGUUCGUGUGCCAGGACGUGUCAACAUUAUAGGCGAGCAUGUGGACUAUUGCGGCUACUCUGUGCUCCCCAUGGCCGUUACCCAAAGCAUCGUGCUGGCAGUGGGCAGUAAUCCCACAAAGCAUCAAUUGCAGCUGCGCAAUGUGGAUCAGGCCCACUUCCAGAACUUUGAUUGUGACUUGAAGAACCUCAGGUUGGUGAUUAUUGACCCGACGAAUAAUUGUACACAAACUAAUUAUAUAUUUGAUACUUCUAGCGUUGAACUGCCACUGCCUGGGGGUCCAGCAUGGUAUAAAUACUUCAUGUGCGGCGUUCGAGGCAUUGAGGAGAAGCUGGGCAAGAAAUUCAGUCCCAUUGGCAUGCGCAUUGCAGUCGACGGAAAUGUGCCUCUGGCCGCUGGUCUGUCCAGUUCCAGUGCCAUGGUCAGCUCCUCGGUGCUGGCCACAGCACAUGUCCAGGGCAUGCAGCUGGAUCGCAAGGAGCUGGCAUCCAUUUCGGCCCAGUGUGAGCAGUACAUUGGCACGCAUAGCGGCGGCAUGGACCAGGCCAUUGCCUACUUGGGCCGCGAAGGCUGUGCCCAUCACAUCGAAUUUCAUCCCAAGCUCAAUGGCACACCGGUGACCCUGCCGUCGGGCAAGUGCUUUGUCGUGGCCAACAGUUUGGCGCAGAAGAACAAGGCUGCCUCGUCGGACUACAAUGAGCGUGUGGUGGAGUGCCGCCUGGCAACACGUUGGCUGGCCCGGCACAAGAAUCUAAGCAAUUGGCAGGACAUUAUUCGAUUCAUUGACCUGGAGGAGGCCUGCGGCAUGGACAAUGAGACGUUUGAGAACCUCAUCAAAGAGAAGCUAACCAAAUGGGUGUACACCCGAGCCGAUAUCUGCCAGGAGUGGGGCAUUACGGAGCAGGAGCUGGAGACCAAAUUCCUCACGGCCAACACACAGCACAUGCAGGAGUUUAAGCUGCGCCAGCGUGCCCUGCAUGUUAUCCAAGAGUCUGGACGCGUGGCCAAGUUCCGUAAGAUUUGUGAGCAGCUGGCGCAACGUGGCAGCGUGGAAGAUGUCAAGCAGUUGGGACAACUCAUGCGACAGUCUCACGAGAGUCUGCGCGAGCUCUACGAAUGCUCCCAUCCCGAUGUGGAGCGUCUAAUUGCCAUAUCCGAGAAGCAGAAUGUCAGCGCACGCGUUACAGGUGCUGGUUGGGGCGGCUGCAUUGUGGCCAUGUGCGAUUCCCAGGAGGCUGCUGCAGCGUAUAUAAAGGCUUUGAAGCGGGACUACUACGCUCAAUUGCCGCCACAUCUGUUGGAGCGCCAUCAGCCAAAUGAUUUCAACGAGGUUGUGUUUGCCACACUCCCAGGCAACGGAGCCGAGUUGUUUGUGCAGUGAAUCAAUGACCCAAUCCUUCAUCUCAGAGUGUUUUUGUUCCAGCAUAAUCUUUGUACAUAAAGCUAAAUCCCUUUUAUUUAGCAGUUUACUUAGUUCCCUCCCUAAGGUGUUGAUACACCCAAUCGAAAUUCAUAUACAUAAGAAUGUUUAAUCUGUGUGUAUGUACAAUAUAUUAACAAUUUAUAAACUAAAAUACAACAAGGCACGUGGGAAACGGAA
This is a messenger RNA of Drosophila subobscura, 1923 nucleotides long. RefSeq names its product N-acetylgalactosamine kinase (gene Galk). Lineage: Eukaryota; Metazoa; Arthropoda; Insecta; Diptera; Drosophilidae. The record is from RefSeq and is a predicted model, not a curated record. The transcript has 5 exons. Gene Ontology annotation, molecular function: ATP binding; galactokinase activity. The coding region runs from base 169 to 1704 and encodes 511 amino acids. Gene Ontology annotation, biological process: galactose metabolic process; carbohydrate phosphorylation. Gene Ontology annotation, cellular component: cytoplasm; cytosol.